Messenger RNA from Striga asiatica, 594 nucleotides. The record is from the annotation of a GenBank genome assembly. NCBI's taxonomy places the organism in Eukaryota, Viridiplantae, Streptophyta, Magnoliopsida, Lamiales, Orobanchaceae.
AUGAGCAGCGAAGUCGAGCCUUCCUCGGCUGAGACGAGUGGUCGACGACCAGGAAAUCGGAUUCUUCAGUCCCGAUUCAUUUCCUUCGAGCAAAUGUGCGGGAAUGAAACGUUCAGUUUUGAGGCCUCGGUGUUGUGUUUUCAUGCCUUAUGGGGCCCCAAACUGCGGCUGUAUGGUGAAGGCAGCGUAGGGUGCGUGCAAGUACGUAGGGCCCAGCUGAAAGGAAAAGGUGCGCAGGAGGUGGGCCACAAAUGCCUUCCCCUCCACGAGUGCAAAGUUCUUGCCGAUGCAAGUCCGUGGGCCCCAGCUGAAGGCCAUGAAAGCCGCCUGCCCGUUGGCUGCCUUGAGGCUCCCCUCUGCAAACCAGUCUGGACGGAAUUCGAAGGCAUCCUCACCCCAUACCUGCGGGUCCCGGUGGAGCAUUGCUAUGGGCAGCUGCAAAAGCACGCCCUUUGGGAUUCUGAGGCUUCCCAGUUGAGUUUCCUCCUCCUUCCAUCACAGGGUGUUGUUCUGGCCGAGUACCCGGAGAACCUCCUCCCGCGCGCGGUCCUGCCAGUUUUGGUGAAUGGCAAGUGUGAUCAUGGUCCAGACUAG